AUGAUCACGCACGACAAUAUACUGCUAGGGUAUGGCCGAGUACGAGCAUACGAUAAUCAUGCGAAAUGCGGGUUGGUCUGGAUACCACAUGUGGUAGCAUAUCGUUGUCGGACGUGCGGCAUUUCACCGUGCAUGUCGAUCUGUCGUGAUUGCUUCAAGAGAGGUAACCACCAGAACCAUGAUUUUAAUAUGUUCUUAUCACAGGCGGGCGGGGCCUGUGACUGUGGCGACACGUCCGUUAUGAAACCAGAGGGUUUCUGUAGUGAUCACGGCUUGAACAGUUGCCCUUCGAGUACCCCAGUUCCCGACGAUUUGUUGCUCCCAGCGGAGGCGAUGAUGCCGCGCUUAAUACUCCGCAUGCUUCUACACUUCCGCGAGUUCAGUGCUAUCAAUCACGAUUCGGCUGGAUGUCGUCGGACAGCUGAGUAUUGCAAUGACUACUGCGCCAUGUUGAUGGAGUUUAACAACAUGGGUGAGCUGAUGAGGCGCGUGAUGACCCGCACACUCAUAGACCGGAAAGUGUAUCGAGGGUUGUUUGAGCAGCCCUAUCCCAUCAACAGUAACAGAAACUAUCUACGAAACAGCCGGCGAUUAUAUGAGGAUGCCCUCCACCAAUUUCCUUCGCCGGAACCUCCGCCAGAGUAUGCGUAUCUGCCCGCACUUGGACGCACCAUCGUGCACGGUACAUUGCUGGAGGAGUUCAUCUUCUGGACGUUUAAAUAUGAAUUUCAGCAGCAGAUCGUGUGCUUCCUUCUGAAUAUGUUGCCUGACCAAGAUUAUAAAGAGCACCUGACGCGUACUUUCGUUAUGCACUAUUGUCGCAUUCCAAGCGUGCUUGAACUGUCUAAUGACCCGGACACUCUAAGUAACAGGGUAGUGCAUAUGAGCGUCCAGCUUUUUUCCAACGAAAGUCUCGCGCUGAAGAUGGUUGAAGAACUAUCUCUACUGCAUGUCAUGAUCAUUAGCCUACGGCAGAUGAUGGCGAAAAUUUUAACCCCACACUUGCUUCACAAUCCUGAGCGAAACUUUCACUAUGUGGUCGAUUGCGCUGAGCGAGUGAUGAAAGAACACUGCUACUGGCCGCUUGUGUCGGACUUCAACAAUGUCCUGUCGCAUGAGUCGGUUGCGCUCGUUUUCCUGCAGAACGACGCACUCAUCGACAUGUGGUUCCAGUUCCUAUCGAUGUUGCAAGGAAUGAAUGUUAACCUUCGCGAGAUCAUAAGCCAUGUAGAAUAUGAGUCUAGUUCCUACUAUGCAGCGUUCAGCUGCGAGCUAGAGGCGAGUGCCUAUCCCAUGUGGUCCGUUAUCUCGCACUUGCAAGAUCCGUCACACGCGCCCCUCGCCAAAAACAUCAUGAUGUAUUGCGUUAACUAUUUGAACGAGUGGCUCGAGGCGGUUAACUUCUAUCAGCAUCCUAAAUUCGAGAAGGAUGAUAUGUUUCGUGCAUCAUUUCACUUUCCAUUGCACCGCUAUCUGGCUGCCUUCGUUUGUCAGGGCGUGAAAACGAUGGGUAUGUCACUCAAAGACAUUUUGCCUCGCGCUGAUUUGUUACCGAUGCUGAUGAUGCAUCCCCUCCGCGUGCAGAGCCUUUUCUAUGAGAUUUUGUCUGGUGUGUGGGUGCGGAACGGCCUGCAAAUCAAAGGCCAGGCGAUGACGUACAUACAGGCAAAUUUCUGCAACUCGAUGGUCGACAUGGACUUGUUCUUCCUGCAAAUCUGCUCAACUCAGUUGCCUCCGAACCUGUUUGUCAGAGAGUGCAUCACAAUGUUUGGAAUUGAAGACUGGAUCGGCAUGAGUCUUCUGAGCACACCUCCCGAAAUGGAGCAGGACUCUAUGCUCGAGGGGCUACUAACAUUUUUCGCUACGCUCAUCACCUCUCGUGUCAACCUCGGUAAUGACGAAACAACGCAGUGCAUCAUAGAAAUCGGAGCGCUUCUCGCGACUGGUGACAAAACUCACAGCCAGCUGUUGGAGCUGAUGCCUGAACGCAGUGGCAACGCGCAUGCUCGCAACUUCGAGCGUUAUCUGAAGCAGUUGUCGAUUUACCGACCACCGCUGGUCGGUUCUGAAAAUCUCGAACAGGGCUUGUUCAUGCCGGUACCGGAGGUCUGGGAGCGGUACUACGACCCACUGCAUGUACUGCUACGAGCCGUUCACCGGCGUGAUUUUCAGAACUCACUCGAUCGAUUCGGAGCUUACGUAAAGCAGACAGGAAAGAUGCCGGCAAGUGGUAAUCUUUGGCCUCCCUUCCGCUUGCCAAGUCCAUGCGGGCCUGCCUACAGCGAUCCGGGGGUGGUACUUUGUUCGCGAAUCUUUCACGCCACCAUUCUAGCUAUUUUCUACCGAGCAGUCCACACACACAACGUGUCAGAGCAUAUGCUCGCUCUUGCUGUAUUUUUGCUCGAAAUGGCCGUCAGCAAAGCAGGGGCAGUUGGAGGCGAUGCUACCACUAGCCGAUCGACGGUCGGUGAUGCGACAUAUGUGAGUGGAAGCCUUAAGAAUCGCUCUACUAACGUCAAUGAAGUUCCGAUAUCUACUUACGCCUGUUCAGUGCCGAAUCUGCUCAGCUGCUAUCCAAGCAAUUGCCUAAGUGACAACCUCAAAAUGACAGUCAAUCGCAUCUCUCUACUGCCCGUCAUUAGGCGCUCGCCUGUUUCCUAUCACAAGCCGAGCGACACUGGAUCACCUGCAUUCGAUAGCGACGUUGAGUGGGAUCUAUCAGAAGACGAAACACUUAUGAUGAUCGGGAGUAUUUCAGAUGCUAUGUCCACUUACCCUUGCGUUCAAACUGAUGCUAGUUCUAGGGAGCAUCAACAGUCAACGAUGGUUGAGUCGGGCACUCAUUUUGGGCGGCAUGACGACGUUGGCCCUAGCGACACCAUAGAAGAAUGCCGCACAAUGAUUAGUACGAGUACACUGGUGCCGCCCCGAGAGAUCGGAAGAGUUGACGAAGUCCAAUGUACACGGGAUCUAACGAUAACCGAUAAUAGAUUGCUUAUUCCAGUGCGCCAUGCAACCUUUGUGUCCUCUACCAGUUCCCAUAUGCUCGUCGAACAAGAUGACAACGACGAUGAUGGUAAUGAAGUGGAGGUAGACGAAAAUGAGCAAGGGAUGACAAGAAACGCAGGGAAUAGUAGGCCAAACUUAUCUACGGAUCAGCACGAACGACGAAGGAUACCGGGGCGUCGCGACGAUGAUUUGAUAGGGAAAGAGAACAUGCUAUACCACGUAAUGGACGAGGAUGGCGAUGCAAUGGACGAUGAUGUACGUGUCGAACGUCCUGCGGCACGAGAGCUAACGAUUAAUGAUGAUAUCGCGGGCGAUGUCGGCAAUGACGGUCGCUACAACCACCAUACGGACAACGUUGUUGAAGACGUGGAGGAAGCGGUUACUAAUGCGAACAUAGCUUCUAUUGCUUCUCAAGGGACACUGAUAAGGAGUACCACCUCGUACACUAACAACAAUACGAGUAGCGCCGACAGCAAUAGCCACAUCAUAAUCGACAAUAACAAUAGCAACAAUCGUCAUUACGCCAUUCAAAGUCAUCUUCGACAGCAGCAGCAUCUUCGGAACCAUCAUCACCAUCUCCACCACCGUCGAACACCUUUGCAUCCCUCUCCGCACCACCAGGCAGAUAGUGAAGAUGGUGAAAUUGGUACCAGUCCCAUGGCUGGCACGCUCAUUCACUUGAAUCCUACUCAAGUCCGCCAGUUUAACGUGGGGGAGGAGGGAACGACCCGCAUGGAGCUGGUGAUAAGGCAUGAGCUUGUACCGACAACUUCAAAUGCCGGUGGGGAUGGUGGUGAUAGCGGCCACGGAGUAACCAGGAUUGGGCAAGAGAUAGCAUAUCCUCGAUCUCGCACCUCGCCGAAUGUUUUCGGUUCAGUUAGCGAAAGGUUACAGACCGUAGCGACGGGCAGCGACAGUAGCAAUAAUGGUGGUGAUGGCAUACUUCUGCCAUUCAAUCGUGUCCAACCUGUCACGGUAACUAAUAGGAUCGAAGUAGGAGCAAUCAUGAGCUCGACAGGUCUGGCUGGUGCUAAUAGUGAUGAGGUAGUGACGGAUAGUGGAAGACCAAUUGCUACUGCUCCUGGCAGCUCGAUCAUGAUUAGGCCAACAGCACCAGCAACGCCGCAGAAUCUAUUGCAGAACUACUAUCCAUCUGCAUCAAUGACCGCAGCAACGAUCUCCUCAACGACAGCCGUGGCUCCAACUGAUCGUCACCAGCAUCAUUAUUAUCAUCAUAUGCAUCACCAUCACCGACUGUAUCAUACAAUUACCAACCACCAUCACGCAGCCGGUUCUCGAAGUCAACAGCCGCCCCUUCAACAGCCACAGCAGAGCCCAGAAUCGCUACAACAGCAGACACCUCAACAUUACAAUCACCACCCCAUCAGCGAUUCGCAUGGAACAUCUACAACUGUUUCAGGCGACGUUGGCGGUACAAGUGGAAUUUCGGAACCUGGUAAUUUAAGAAGGCAUCCGCAACACUGGAUGCGCUUUAAACCACGUAGUUUAAACCGUGGUAGAUCAGACAUCGGGUCGGAGAUGACCCCGAGCGAUGGUGAUAUACUAGAUGCAAAUUGUCCCAACGAUAACGGUACUGUAUUGAUGGAGGAAUCAAUCAUCUCACUGCUGCUGAAGCUACACUCCCAGUUAAGUGGAGCGCUUGACAGCUUCUCGCUUGACGAUGAAACAGAGAAGAAAACUGACUUGGGCGAUGAGCAACAGCAGCCACAAAUAGCGGUAUCCGUGGCGACGAUUAGUGAUAGUCAGGCGAUGGAAUUAGAUGAAGACGAGCCUUCGUCUGGGAUUGCAGAUUCCGAUGGUCACGGUGCUAACGAAGGAAACGACAGAAGCAGAAAAGCAAGUAAUGAUAAUACUGGAGACGUAAAAAGUAUCCAACAGCAGCAACGAAUGGACCAAAGUGAGUUGGGUAGUUGUAGUGACCGAACAUCAACACCGUGUCGUGAUGGUGGUUGGCCCGGUCGUGCCUAUGAAUCACGUAUCGGUGACGGGCCGUUUUUCAUUGGAAGUCUAUUACGAAAAAUCGCUGCACUUGAUGCAAGCUGUGCAGCGCGUAUCGAUGAGGUUCGGAGGGAGUUGUGGCCAAACCAAAGAGAGCGCCAAGCAGAGCAAAAGGCACGUGAGGCUAGGGAGAAAGAGGAAAGAACAAAGCGAGCGAAAGAGCGCCAGAAGAAAAUGAUGGAAGAAUUUGCUAAUCGCCAAAAGCGUUUCAUGUUACUAGCAAUGACAUCGAUGGGAGGCGAUCCGUCAAGUAUGGAUUGCUUUGAAGACGAAGAGGAAGAGGAUGUGGAUGAGGUGGAAGCGGCGGAGGCCGAGCUACAGCGGCAAGCUCAACUACUGCGCGAAACGGAGUACGACUGCAUAAUCUGUAACACAUCCGGCCCGAGCACGGAGUCGAAUCCGAUCGGACUAGUGGUACUGGUGGAAACAACUAGCGUAAUGGGGCACCGGCGGAACACGAACGAUCGUUUUGUUCUGCCACUCUGCUCAGAAGAUAGUGUCAAGCUUCAAAGAAAUGUUACUUUGGCAGGCGAGUUUAGUAAGCGUGUCGACUUGCUGCAGUGGAAGUUCGGCCAAACGUCAUGGUUUUUGUCGCACAACGUCGGUUGGGAGGGUGGGGUAUACAUUCAAUCGUGCGGUCACCAUGUGCACCUAUCUUGCCAAGACUCGUACCUAAAAUCACUACACACACCACGUAGCCCUAACAACUUGAACGUGGAAAUGGGCGAAUUCUUCUGUCCAGUGUGUCGCCAACUUGCAAACUCUGUUUUACCUCUCAGUCCAGCCCUAGACCGGCCGGCCACACUGAUCCGUACACCGACACCAACUCACGCGACGCUCGUGCUUGAUUUAAUCCGUCUAUUUCAGGAAAACAAGCGUGCAACGAUUGCGAGCAAGUUUUGCGAGGCGAUGGGUCGUGCUAUGGGCAAUAUCACCGCCUGUACGCAGCGCAAUAUUAAGAAGUUUCCGGUAACACGGCACAGUUUGUUCUCGUUCGUCGUCUCUAUCGCUCGUACUAACCUUGAGGCUGAAAUCAUCCAGCGAGGCGGUUCUCUUUGCAGCAAGGAGAACAUUAGGUUCAAACCCAAGCGUGACUGUAUAGUACCAUUACUACAUGUCUUGUCGCUGCACGUUCGCUGGAUGAUCAACGAUGAUUGGCCAAUCCGAUUUAAACUAGGUGACGACUGGCCAUGGCACUCGUGGUCGCGCCUAGCAGGCAUCCAACUCGGCUACGGUGUGGACAAGGAAGCAACAACGUCCGGGACUAACAACAAAAGCAGCUCAAACGAUGUUUGUGAUUUUAGCAGUUCAUCACCGACAUUUUCAACAAGUUUACAACACUGUAGUGAAAAAUCAACCGCAGCAACCGCUGUUAGUAAUGCAGGCGAUGUAGAAACGAUUCCUGAUUUAAUAAGCGAUCCAACAGCGCUCAUGCUAAAGUUUAUUUUGCUCGCACCAUUGCAUCUCGAUGAAGCAUAUUUUACGUGCAUCGUAAAAGUGCUAUACAACUUGUUGUACUAUCAAGUGGUGCUGCAGUUAUGCACACACCUUACCGAUGACGAAUGCGAGGAGCUAAUAGCUUGUUAUGGUACCGGGCCAGAAAUGGCAGUCCACGAGAAAGGUGUCUCACACAUCGGUGUUGCAAUGGCCUUCAUUUUGAAUCAUCUCGACCGCUGUAAGUAUAUUCGAAGCGACAGCAUUCUGAUGGCGGAUUCUGCUGCUGCUGCUGCCGUCACCACUGCCGCUGCCACUGCUUCGCAUACAUUAGCCACCCAUUCCGGUGCCGUAUGUUGCACACUCGAUGGAACAGCUGCUACGUCUUCAAAAGACAACGGGUCUACCUCCCGUAUCGAUCUCGGUAGAAUUGAAACACGUCUGCAACACCUUUGUCUGCCAUUCUUGCGUGUUGCCGCUCUUCUACAUCAUCAUAUUUACCAUAAAGAGUUACCGGUCAUUGCCGGACCGCACCUGGAGUUUGCCCGACUCAUCUACUACCUCGAUUUAGUGACGGUUUCUAUGGACUGGGAUAAUUUUAACGCCAGUAAAGCGCUCUGCUUUCUGCCUGGGACUGAGCUUUUGCUACCGAAGAACUGGUGUGAUCAGCUGCGCAAUCUGCGACCGACCUACGAGUCUACUCGCUCUCUUAUCGUUAGCCAGCAUAUCGAAUGGUGCCAGCCAAAGUUGCUCGGUCUGCCACGUGAAUACGAGCGGUUGUUUACAUAUUAUCACGAGCAGCCUUGUCAAAAGUGUCAGAAUGUACCUAAAGAAAGCUCCAUCUGUCUACUGUGCGGUACGAUUGUGUGCAUUAAACAGACUUGCUGUAAGGAACAAGACUGCUGCGAAGCUGUUCGACACUCAAUAAGCUGUGGCGCCGGUACGGGCAUAUUCCUCGUGAUAACGUCUACCUAUAUCAUUAUUAUUCGCGGGCAUCGAGCGUGUCUUUGGGGUUCACUGUAUCUAGAUGAUUAUGAUGAAGAAGAUCGUGACCUUAAACGAGGGAAGCCGCUAUAUCUAAGCGAGGAUCGCUUCAAUCUCUUGGAGUCACAAUGGUUGUCGCACCGCUUCGCCCACACCAAACACAAUUGGGUGUGGCAUCGUGAUUCGUUGUAGACCACUGCUUACGGUCGGGUGUAUUUGGUUUUCUUCUCGAUGAUACCAAAAGGUAAAGACUGAUGUGGUGUGGGAAAUACGAUCACUGGCAAAUAUGAUAAGCUCGAAGAUGCUUACAAGCUUUCAAAAGAAGAAGAAAUUGCGUAAUAGAAUGACGGGGGAAUAACCAAGCCGUGGGCACUAGCCUCGUUAAAAACAAUUUGCGACAAAUAUAGCACAACUGCAUCCUUAUUCGGUGUGUUGUAGGCGCAUUUAGAUUUUGUGGAUUUAGAGUUGAUAUUGAUAACUAUCGUCGUACUGUUACGACCGAGGUGGCAAAAGCUGAUUGAUUAUGAUGGCGAAAGCGUUAAUUGAUUUUAAAGAGGCUGCUGUACACGAUGCGAUUGUCGAGUCUUUUUGCGAUAGUACAGUUGCUCCCGUCCACCGUCGUUAGUUAACGGAAACGCGAGACUAGGAGUUUGCAGUUGACCAAGCACAGGCAAAUGAUCAGGUUGUAUGCCUAAUUAAUUGUGAUAACUAUUACUUGUAUCCAUGAACUUCUUCGAGUUCGUAAAAAAAUGAAGCAAGACCUACUGCAUCACAGUCAUCUCAUAGUUUUGCGCAUUAGAGAAUUGUAUGACUAAAUUGGGUAAAGUUUUGAAACUUUUUUAUAAGCAUUGGCAGUGAAACUAUGUUUAAAAAAAGUAUAAAGAAAGGAAAGAACAUUGUUAGUUAUUUUCUUCUCCUGGGUCAAGGGGAGACCUCCUCCCUUUACAACAUACUCAACAUUAUGUUCAUUCUUCAUUGUUGUUUAAUUUUGAUGUGUGGUAGCUGAUGAGAGGUAGUCGAUUCAAAGAGAUGUGACUAUAUUUGCAUUGUUUAUUUUUUUUUUUGCUGCGUUUGCCCCAAGUUAUUCUCUACUUUUCAUAUUUUGUAAGCAUUUAAGUUAGCCAUUGAAAAUAAUGUAAAGUAAUACUACAGCAUUAGUAGCACAGCAUUAAUUAAUUGUAAUUACUAAUGUAAUAUUGUAAUUUAGCGUAAGAUGACUAUCGGUAACAAUCGAUAUCCAAAGUGAGAAUACGUUUGCAUGAAUGAAAAGACUAAUCAACAUAAUAUAGGAAUGAGUUGAAAAUAGAAGAGAACUAAAUCAAAGCUGUUCUCUAAUUUGGAACAAAAUAAACGACAUACACAUAAUAGAAAAUUAUGUUUACAAUUAAUAAGCUAUUGAGAUAUAAAAAAAACUUGCAAAUCAAAGCUUGCGAACCAUGAACGCCUGUAUCAUCGCUCUGUAUCUGUUUUUCUUUUAACAAUCCAUCAUUAAAAAUGGUUCCAUUGGGGGUAAUGAUGCCCUGUACUGGAUAUACUGUAUGUAACGAUCGAUUGUAUGAAUAUUCUAGUACGAAAAACCUCUGGCGUUUCGGAUAAGAUGGAUCUAAGAACUUCCUCUGGCAGAUUACAAUCACACUAUUAGUAUCAUGUAAAAAUCAUGUUAUCAUGUAAAUAUUUAGUAACAGAAGGAUGAAUCUGUUUUUCUAUCUUAAAUUUUUUCGUUUGAACGGAGUG
Molecule: messenger RNA, 9180 nt
Organism: Anopheles bellator
Lineage: Eukaryota; Metazoa; Arthropoda; Insecta; Diptera; Culicidae
Gene: Ubr3
Product: E3 ubiquitin-protein ligase Ubr3
Exons: 11
Coding region: 1-7638 (2545 amino acids)
Biological process (GO): protein ubiquitination; ubiquitin-dependent protein catabolic process via the N-end rule pathway
Cellular component (GO): cytoplasm; ubiquitin ligase complex
Molecular function (GO): zinc ion binding; ubiquitin protein ligase activity
Source: RefSeq, a predicted model, not a curated record